AUGGGCAACGCGACGGAUCGCUCAGGGAGAGCGAGUUACGCGCAGGUGACGCCUGCUCUCUCUCUGCCGCAUCGAGGCCGAGGGGCGGCGUCUCCGUCUGGCGAGGGCGAGAAAGGCGGACCGGUCGCUCUGUCUCCUCCGCGGUCGAUCUCCUUCAAGGCAGGGACUGGCCCGCGGCUCGGAGAGACAGGCUCUCGGGGGGGCAGCCUGACGGUUGGAUCGGCGAAGAAGAAAGGUCGCGGCGGAAGUCGACGGAAUGUGCAAGCACUCAUUGAGGUUCCUCGCGGCAUCUUCUCACUCCUUGUUAACAUUCUCAUGUACACCCUUCAACAGUUCAUGCUGCUUUAUGUCAUCAUUGCCAAGACGCGCUCUUGGCUUGGACUCCUCUUCCUCGUGUGGGACGUUCCACUGCUGCUCUACAUGUGCUACUCAAUCAAGGCGGACAGCGCCGCCGACUCGUGUACGAGUUCUCGACGCUGCGCCGUCCAGUGGAUGACUUACACGAUCACCGUAGCUGUCAAGAUGGCGGCAGUCGCCUUUGCUCCGAGCAUGCCCUCGGGAACGAGCAUCGCGUUUCUCCAGUACACGCAAGGCAUGGCUGCGGCGUUCGACGCGCUGAAUUUGGAAGGCCUCUCGAGCAAGUUCCCCAUUCAGUUCUACGACCCCCACAUGAACGUCACUACUGCCGGCCUCGCCAACUUGUCGUUCAGCAACAACUCGCACUUCACUAGACAGCUGGUCCAAGCCGGAGAAAGCGUCGACAACUUCCUCGUCUUCGUGGGAAUUUGCCUGCUGCCCAUCAUCUACGUCGUCUUCACGGCGAGGGCGAAAGAAGCCAUGUACCCGACCAUCAACCAGCUGGUGUCGAUCGAAGGCCUUCUACACGCAGACCUUGGAGUGGCACUAACUCUGGAUAUGCUCGACAUCGUCAUCAUGUUCCGCGACGCCUUUAGCCGCUACAGCAAUGCACGGUGGUGGGGCAGUGACCCGGUGAUGAAGUGGAUUUGUUUCGCGAUGGUGAUUGUCACAAUUGUGGGCGUGGUGUGCCUCGGUUUUGCGUUUCCGACGCGGUCGAUCGACAGUCCGGCGAGCGCGUCGCUGUCGCAAACGGACAUGUUUAUUUCGGCCAAGUACGCCUUUCUCGUGGGUCUUUUCAUCGUGGACAUCCCGUUCCUCGCACUCCGCAUUUACUGGAUCGUCGCGACAGACACGAUUUCCUUCUUUCUGUUCAAAAACGUGUAUUCGCUGCUGACGCGCCCUCUGCGGCUGAACCAGUGUCGGCUGGCGGAGAGGGAAAAGGCCAAGGGAACACAAAAGACCUUCUACGACCAAGACGUGCUCCCAGAGUACAGGGAAGAAGACGAAAGCGAAGACGCGGAGGAGGAGAAUUCCGACGAGCUUCACGAGGAAGACGAGGAGCCGCUUCCGGCUGCGCGUCUCCCUCCGGGGCUCGCGACUCUCGCCGGACCCAUGCCGGGAGCUGGAGGCCCACCGGGAGUGGGGCCUGGGGGCGGCGUCAACGCGCUGGCACAUGGUCAGUGCCUGCCGCAGCCUCAGUCCUUCGACCCCAUCUAUGGCCAUCAUCCAGGACAAGCGGUGGGGGUCGGACUGCCUGCCUUUGGGCGAGGCGGCCGAGCGUCCGCCGCUUCCGCGCCGCAGGGGGCCCCGGGCCUGUCAGGGACCCACCCUGCGACCGCAGGCGGAGGAGGACCUGGAGGCCCAGGCUACCUCGGGAGGGCGACCAGCACCGACGGGCAGGGUAAGUUGCAGGGGACGGCUCCGGCAGACCUGCCGACCUGGCCGCCGGUUCCGCCGAGCGGCGCUUCUGGGCAUCCGGGCCUCGACGUAUACGGCGAUGCAGGCGGAGGCGCGAGUCCAUAUCCGCUGGUCGGGACACGAGGCGUCGGCCCAGGCGGCGUCCAUGGCGCAGGCUUGCCGUCGGUCUACCAGCAAGCGAGCAGCGGGUCUCUCAGCCUUCCAGGCCCUGGGCAGGGGCCGGCGAGUGCAUCCAUCAAAGGAGGCCCGCGAGGUUUCUGGAGGCGAUUCUCCAACUCGCGCCUUUCCCGAAGCAGCACGCUGGAAGCAGGCGGCAUCGCUGGCGGGGUCCCUGGGUCGCUUGGGCCGCGCGCCCCCUCGUGGUACCAGUUCGACGGUUUGGCACCUGGCGGCCGAGGAGACGGAGACAGGUCCAGCGGCCUGCCGAUGCCGCACCAUGGGGGACACUACCUGACAGGAGAGCAAGGAGCGGGUGUGGGGGGUCCCUACGGCGUGCUGGCGAGAGGGCCAGGAUUCCAGGAGGGUCCCAGCUCCCAUUUCUUUUAUGGGGGAGGCCCAGGGACAGGCCCGGCAGCCGCGUUCACGAGCACUGUGGGUCUGCCCGGGCCUGUGUCGCCGGCGAGCGUGGCGGGGGGCCAUGGACACCAGGGUGGAGGCGGCGGCAUCAGCGUGGGUGGAAUCCGGCGACGAAUCACCGGCAGCUUGCUGCACAAGCGCUACAGUGACAUGGGAUCCGACGGGUCUGGAACGCAGGGACCGCAGGAGACAGCUGCCUACCGACAAGGCUCCAUUGCAGAGCCGUGGGCAGGCGGGAGUCCGAGACAGAUGGUUGGGCGACGCGCGAGCGCGUCUCCGGUGGCGCCGGAUCGUUCUCGCGCCAAGGGCCCAACUCGGCGCGAGAGGAGGUUGCUGCGAGAUCUGCAGUACGUGCGCGGCAUUCCGGUGCCCAGCAUUGGCUUCUGGGCCUCUCUGUAUCGCUUCUUCCUCAUUCUCUUCAUCGGCGGACGGCAGGGCCUCAAGACGGUGCUUGACGAUGUCUUUCAGCUGACCUGGUGUCAGCAGCUCCGCAUGCUCCUUGCGCCCGUUGGCUUCCACGCCAUGCAGGGGUGCCUCAUCGCCAUGAUUGCCCUCUCUGUCCCGGUGUCGUGGAAGCAGUUGCCCGGAAUUGCAGCGUGGGAUGACUUUUUCCCCGUGGCUUCCUGGGAAACUCUGUCGACUGUCGAUCACACAGCCGUCGUGAUCAUCGGCGUCUCCUUCGCCCUCGAACUGGUGGCCUUCGUCUUCACUGCGCCUUUCCUCGACACCUUCUUCGUGUCCAUCGGCACAGUGUGCAGACUGCUUAGUGAAUACCUUGUCGUUCGAUCGAUUGCCAUCAGCUUCGCCCAGCAACUCCCGGCCUCGCCAAAAGUGGAAAACGGGAGCCGCUAUGUCGGCUUUGUGGUUGUUGCUCUGUUCAUCAUCCGCCCCGUUUACCAUCUUCUCAUGCUUAUCGUCCCAGGCGUCUACGCGUUGUGUGGCAAGCGGCUCAUGACGUGCAGACGCGAAAAGAAGAAGGGUUACGAGCCGGUCGCGAGCGGCGAGGAGUGGAGGACCGGCGUGGGUCGCCGAGAAGUGUACUCUGUGUCCAACGCUUUAAACUUCAUUAUCUGCCGCCAAUUUCUAGCUCCAAUUUCGUACAAUAGUCUUUUGGUCGGCCCGGAUGUGAUGAAGGGAAUACGACUACUAGACAACAUGGUGCACGCGCAGUUCUGCGACAUUUUGAUUACAAUUGGAGUUCAGUUCUACGCGCUGUCAAUGCACAUGAGCUGGUACGACGUUGGGGUCUUUCUCGCGCAUGACGUCUUCCUAGGCAUCUACGCCUUGGUAGGUCAGGCAAUUCGCAUUCUCGCUCAGCGGCGCUUCGAGUUGAAAAUCCUGCUCGAGGAACUCGUUUUGCAGAGAAGCGACGACUUCCGCUUACCUGGGGACGAAGACGAAGAGACCAGCGACGAGGACGAUCUCAGCAGUAAAGGGAGGAAAAGGGACAAACGAAAAAUUGGUUUCGUCACCAUCGCCGACAUCGACGAAGAGUAUCAAACUGAGGGCUUCUUCUCUUCACCUGGGUGCAUCUUCCCACAAAUUUUGUAGUAAAGCACCGAAAAAGUGGAAGCGAAGUCAAACGCUUCAGGCGUGUGUCCCUCCGUCGCCCGCGGACGAAAAAGUGCCCUCUUUCGAGGGCAGCUCUGGUGAACUGGGGGAACUGAGCAUUCUGGCGUGAACGCUCGAAGAGUCAAGUACCUUUGUCUAGAGAUAGGGCGCCUGCGCAGAGUUGUCGCGUGGAAAUCGAUUCCGCCAAAUGUCUGAUGGGACAGCUUUAGGGACCACGCAAGUCAAAAGUGGAGAAAAAGGCACACAGUUCGCCAGGUGUAAUGGCUUGGCGACAGGUAAAACCAGUUGUGCCGUGGUGAUGGUUGCGUCUUAACGAGUGAGAGGAUGUGCCGGUGCGUUCAUGGCGCGCACCAUCCAAUAAGCGAAAG
This is a messenger RNA of Toxoplasma gondii ME49, 4292 nucleotides long. RefSeq lists its product as hypothetical. The record is from RefSeq and is a predicted model, not a curated record. Bases 1 to 3903 code for a protein of 1300 amino acids. The transcript is spliced from 5 exons. NCBI's taxonomy places the organism in Eukaryota, Apicomplexa, Conoidasida, Eucoccidiorida, Sarcocystidae.